Haemonchus placei is the source of this 732-nucleotide messenger RNA. Lineage: Eukaryota; Metazoa; Nematoda; Chromadorea; Rhabditida; Trichostrongylidae. The record is from the annotation of a GenBank genome assembly.
AUGCUCGAGGUAUCUCAUAAUGAAUUAGCUGUUUUUUACUUGUUUCAGGCAAAACUCUGGAAUUUGAGGAAAGAGCAAGUUCGAGCACUAAGAAUGACAUGGGCCAGACUUUGUGAACCUCCUCGAUCAAACUGCAAAGGCAUUGUGAACCUUGUCGAACGAGUUUGGGAAAAACUGGACGCUAAAGAUCCAACGGUUCGGAACAUAUUCUACAAUGCCGCAUUUGUUGAGACUAUGCACGAGAGAUGUGAAAGGAGGAGAUCGGCAGGCUCUAUUGCAACGCUCCGCGACCACACCCAUUUCUUUGUUUCACUCGUUUCUCAGGUAGGUCUAGAUAGAAUCAAAAUAAAUUUCAAACUUUUAUUGAGUUCUCACUCUCCAACCACUAUUGUGGGGACAAGCGCAGGGGUAUUUAAUCUUCGAGUGGGGAAGAGGGUGGACGUUCACCAUCCAGAUAUUUCAGGAAGGAGUCAUGCUUAUUUGAAGCAAUACGGAUUUCGUUCCAGUCAUUGGGAAAAAAUCGGCGAGUACUUUAUCGACAUCGUAGUCAUCCAGGACUGCGUAAGAGGUUUUCCGGAAGCCUGCCGAGCGUGGACGAUUCUCGUUGCCGCUAUCAUUGAUCGACUACGAUGUGCUCCUCGUCGAGGUAGUCUGACUCCAGCAAGAAGCCCAAGUCCAGGGUGCUUGCUUAGCGAUCCAACACGUCCUGCAAACUGCAUUGGAUUGAGGUGA